Phragmites australis (common reed) is the source of this 1585-nucleotide messenger RNA. RefSeq names its product altered inheritance rate of mitochondria protein 25-like. Gene Ontology annotation, cellular component: plasma membrane. Gene Ontology annotation, molecular function: phospholipid scramblase activity. NCBI's taxonomy places the organism in Eukaryota, Viridiplantae, Streptophyta, Magnoliopsida, Poales, Poaceae. The record is from RefSeq and is a predicted model, not a curated record. Gene Ontology annotation, biological process: plasma membrane phospholipid scrambling. Bases 137 to 1219 code for a protein of 360 amino acids. The transcript has 11 exons.
CAAGCCCAUCCGCAACAACAUCAACAAACGCCGCUGCGGACAGCGGACUCAUGACUCCUCCUCUCUCCGUCAAAACAUUCUAGAACCUCCUAGAACCUCCGACCACCCGCCCCGUCUCUCCCUCUCCGCCUCUCCGAUGAGGUGGCUACCCAGGCUGCUCUCCCACGCAGCCGCGGCCGGGAGGGCCUCCGCGGCGAGGACCAGCAGCCACGUCAAGGGAGGAUCCCAUUCCAAUGGGUUCACGAGCGGCGGCGGAGGUGGAGGUGGGCCUGCGGUGCCCCGUGAGUGGCUGCGGAAGCUGUGGGCCGAGGAGCUGAGGAAUCAGAAGGAGGCCGCUAGGAGAUGGGGGGUAGGCGCGGCCGGGAACGUCGGCGGCGGCGGUGGUGCAGGGGGUUCGCUGGGUGCGUUUGCGAGUUCUGGGGAGGCCACGCCGCAGGUCGGGAGGGUGAGGGCUGGGGAAGCGGCCGGGGAGGCGCCGGCGAGGAGCUACCAGUACGACGGCAGGAACCUCAAGCCCGUCGAGGCCAAACUGGCGCCUCUUCUUGCAAGAGCUAACCUCGUUAUUGCCAGGGACAUCGAGUGGGCAAACAUCAUGUUUGCUUUCGAACAGGAGAGUAGAUAUAUCAUAAUGGAUCCACUCUUUCCACAAUCUCCUGUGGGUUUUAUUCGUGAGAAAAGCAAUGUCAUCUUUAGGCAGAUGCUUCGAUCAAGACGGCCAUUUGUUGCAGAGAUUACUGAUGCUAUGGGUAAUGAGAUAUUUACGGUUCGCCGGCCAUUUUGGUGGAUCAACAGCUCAAUUUAUGCAGAAGUGGAUGGUAAGGAGAUAGGUGUAGUCCACAGACGUUGGCAUCUAUGGCGCAGAAUUUAUGACCUGUACUUAGGGAAUAGACAAUUUGCUGUGGUCGAGAAUCCUGGUUUUUGGAACUGGACUUUUACCCUGAUAGAUGAGGAUGAUAAUGUAUUAGCUCAGGUUGAUCGUAAUUGGAGGGGAAUCGGCUUCGAGCUCUUCACGGACGCCGGCCAGUAUGCAAUUCGAUUUGGUGACGAGGGACAAAGCCGUAAAUUUGGCCUUGCUUCAAAUAUCGAAGAACUACAUGUUGUUCGACAGCUGACUUUACCUGAAAGGGCUGUGGCUCUUGCUCUUGCGGUGUCCCUGGACAGUGAUUACUUCUCUCGGAGAGGUGGAUGGGGACUUCCAUUUCUCAUUGCCACAGAGUAGAUACAUGAACCACCAUGUCCGUACACAAGGAAAAUUACUUUUAUCUCAUUAUGGAUUCCUGAAGAAGCCUAGCAGUAGUACUGUUGUCAGGCAAUUGAGAUAAUCGCAGAGGCAGGAAAUGAUUUAUGUGUGACCGUAGCCGGUUGCUCGCUUCAUCCUUCUGCUUCAUGUGAAACUUGAAAGCGGAGGUCGCUGAAGGAGUUUGUGCUUGCGUCUGACUUGCCUCUCUUCUAGCUCAAAGCGGCGAUUGCUUAAGUUUUUUCUUUCUUUCUUCUGUAUGCCUUGUGGAGGCAAUGCGAAUCCGUUUUGUUAUGGAGAUGUCAUACGUGCAUUGAAGUUUCUAGUAUCUAGUGCGAUCUACUGAAA